Molecule: messenger RNA, 2195 nt
Organism: [Candida] anglica
Lineage: Eukaryota; Fungi; Ascomycota; Pichiomycetes; Serinales; Debaryomycetaceae
Source: the annotation of a GenBank genome assembly
CACCCCCGUAAGAUGUCUGCCUCCGUACCCGAGAAGCGUAGAGACCGCGCCCUCACGCCUGUCCAGCAGGCGCUCGUGGCGCUCAACCUCGUGGUGCGCACGUACUGUGCGUUCCACAUGAUCAUCUCCGACUGUGACGAGACCUUCAACUAUUGGGAACCGCUCAAUUUUCUACUUCGUGGGUUUGGUAAACAGACCUGGGAGUAUUCCCCCGAGCAUGCUAUCCGGUCGUACGCGUACUUGCUCCCGUACUACGUGAUGGGGUACUUAUUCCCCUGGCUGGGAACCUCUGGAGCCGUGGGCCCGGCAACCUUUUAUGCCAUUAGAAUCGUCGGAUUGUGUGGAUGGACCGCCUACACCGAGUACAAGUUGUUCCGCAGUGUGGUCAGUAGCUUGGGAGAUGGUCCAGGGAAUUGGUUUUAUUUGUUCCUGACCGUUUCUCCGGGCAUGAGCCAUGCUGGAGUGGCCUUGUUGCCUUCGUCAUGGGCAAUGAAUUGGGUGACAUUAGCCACCCUGACCAGUCUAAAAACACUGACCAGCUUGCUGGGAAGUGUGGUUGAGAGAGACCUGAAUAGUAAGCUGGAGCUGACCAGAAAUCUGGAGCUGACCAGAAAGCUGGAGCUGACCAGAAAGCUGGCACUGACUGGCAAGCUGGCACUGACCAGAAAGCCGGCACUGACCAGAAAGCCGGCCCAGACCAGCAAGCUGGCCCUGGAGCUGACACUUGUCUGGUUGACCAGUCUAACCAUUUGUCAAUUCCUAAUUUCUGGAAUCCUUGGUUGGCCAUUUGCCCUCUCUCUCUCCAUCCCCUUUCUUCUCUUUACUCUCUACCAACACCCUCCCUGGACACCAAUCUUCCAUCGAAUUUUCCUUCUCUCCGCCUUCUUCCUUGCCAUCAUCCUUGCCUAUGUCAUCACCAUCGACUCGUUCUUCUACCGCAAACUUGUCCUUGUGCCCAUGAACAUUGUUCUCUACAAUGUCUUUGGUGGUGAAGGUGAAGGUCCAGAGAUCUUUGGUGUCGAAGACUUCUCCUAUUACCCCUUGAACCUUCUUCUUAAUUUCAAUGUGGUUGCAAUCUUGGCGUUCCUUGCGCCUCCCGUGGUGCUUGUCAUCAUUGGGUACUCCACCACCACCACCAUUCCUCGUCAUUUGGUUGGACUUACCGUGACAUCCAUCUUCCCCAUGAUUCUUUGGCUGAUGAUUUUCGGCUCUCAACCUCAUAAGGAGGAACGGUUCUUAUACCCAAUCUACCCAUACAUCUGUUUGAAUGCAGGGUAUCUCAUGAGCUUGCUCGUACAGGUGACUACCGCCGUGGUGCACAAGGGUGCUCGUUCCACCGGCUUGUCCAUCCCAAGACAAUGGACAAGGUUGUUGGUGACCAUUGUUCCAGGGGGAUUGAUUGUUUUGGUUUCCUUCUUGAGGAUUUUCAGUCUUGUAGAGAAUUAUUCUGGUCCUUUGAAGUUGUAUGGAGAGCUCUAUGAAAGUGCCUUCUCCACUGGCGUAGCCGCUGGUACGGGCACUAGCACUGACACUGGCUCCAGUGCUAGCACCAGCUCCAGCACUGGUCCAGCUGAUGCUAGCAUCAACGUGUGCACCGGUCGAGAAUGGUACCAUUACCCCAACUCGUUCUUCCUCCCGGACAACUUCCGACUUCGAUUUGUCCAGAGUGGCUUUGACGGGCUUCUUCCCGGGGACUUUCUCGAGCUGCCAGGACUCUCCGUCUUUGACGUUUCGUCGUCGAUCCCACACGACAUGAACAACAAGAACCAAUGGUCUUCGAGCAAGAUCGUCCCGUUCUCGGACUGUCAUUACUACGUGGACAACAACCUCGUGGCGGACGUCGAGGUGGGCGAACAGCAAGUCGUUGUGGACAACGACGACUGGGAACGCGUCUCAUGUGCUCCCUUGAUCCGAAUGGACGGGGACAGCUCGACCUUGGGCAGACUUCUCUGGAUCCCACGUCCCUUGAGACGUUUCUUCCCCUACCACGUCGACUACUUGGACUUUUGUUUGAUGAAGCGGAAGCAGAGUGGCCAGGCGGAGGAGAAGGAGUCCCAUCAGGACUCGUAGGGAGUCCUCAGGGCUGGGCUCGGCUUGCAACUCCCGCCCCGGAGCGCAGGCAACUACUCGCUUCCCUGCGGGACUUGCAAGCCGCUCCGCUGGCCCCUGCUCGGGGAGAGCCACUGGCGUGGGGC